This is a messenger RNA of Penaeus chinensis, 2220 nucleotides long. Its product is annotated as gamma-tubulin complex component 4-like. Bases 166 to 2124 code for a protein of 652 amino acids. The transcript is spliced from 12 exons. Lineage: Eukaryota; Metazoa; Arthropoda; Malacostraca; Decapoda; Penaeidae. Gene Ontology annotation, cellular component: gamma-tubulin complex; spindle pole; equatorial microtubule organizing center. The record is from RefSeq and is a predicted model, not a curated record. Gene Ontology annotation, molecular function: microtubule minus-end binding; gamma-tubulin binding. Gene Ontology annotation, biological process: microtubule nucleation; spindle assembly; mitotic cell cycle.
AUGAACGCACCAUCAAAUCGAACCAACAGGGCGGGACAAAAGCAACACAAGAUUUAUUAUUACGGCUCAAAUAUGCACUUUUCGGCCCUUUUCACGUGAUGUAGUGGUGACAUCUAUUCUUAUUCACUCGAGUCUUCACGAAUAUAGUGUUGAUAAGUCCUAAAUAUGCUGCACGACCUUCUUUUAGCGGUGACAGGACACGGAGGCGAUGUUUUUGUGGAAAAGGAAUCUCGUUUUGAGAUUGCAAACGACUUGGGAUUCUUCCACCCCAGUGAGAUUGCGAUCAUCCAUCAGCUGCUAAAUCUCGGUUAUCACUACAAGAAAGUGAAGAUAUUUUGUGACAAUUAUGAUACGGUACAGAUUAAGAAGGAUGCAGAUUACCGUGGAGGGCUAUACCUCUCCUCCCUGGCUGUAGCUCUCAGGAAGACCAUACAAGAGUAUCACUCAGCAGUUGUGGAGCUCGAGCUGAAGCUAAUGAAUGACCCCCAGUUACCACUCAGUCAGCUGUUAUUGGCUCUGCAACCAUUAGCUCCUCUAAUUGCUGCUGUUUCUACUCUUGUGACAGAGAUUGAAAAUCAGAAAGUUCGUGGCUGCAUGAUCCUCGAGGUUUUGCACAAACACACAGCAAAUUCAGUGGCUUAUAUAAAGGAGGUGUUGAUGAGAGUGGAACAAGCAGUCCAUUCUGUUUUGUAUGAUCAGCUGACACACUGGCUUUUGUAUGGACAGUUGCUAGAUCCUCACAAUGAAUUGUUUAUACAUACAUCUAAGGCAGAUUCUAGUGAUAAAGCUGAUCAGACACCAGAUGUGGAAGGUUUGAACUUGGAGGAAAAAGAAGAUGUGAUUCAAAAGACAGAAUGCAAGUUGCGGUUGGAAAUGCUGCCCAAUCACAUUCCUCUUCUUGUGGCAGAGAAGAUUUUAUUUAUUGGGGAAUCAAUUCUUAUUUUUGAAAGAGAAGGAAAAAAUGGCAGUGUGGAUGCAUCAUCGGUAUCGUCUCUCUGUGGUUUGGUCCUCAAGAGUAGGGAGGAGGAAUUUUUGCAGCUGAUACAAAGUUUGGCAAAUACUCCAACCUUUUCCAUCAUUCAGUUUAGUCAAGUUAUUGAAACUAUUAGGCAUUGUGUGUCUCAGCAACUUUGGACCCUAGUUCUGGAAGCAGGACUGGUGGCAGAACUGGCAGACCUAAAAGCUGUGUUCCUCCUUGGCCGAGGUGAACUCUACCAGACGUUAAUCCCCGCUAUAACACCUUUCUUUCAUAACAAUUCUGUUGCUACCAAUGUGGAUGGGCUGUUCCAGCUAGCAGGUCAACAAGUGCUUCUAGAGGAAGGAAUGUUAGAAAAGUUCACCCUCUCGCUAAAGCCACAGUCGCCAAAAUCGGCUCCAGCUAACAUUCAGCAAGGUGAACGAAGCUGGAAGAUUUUGAGGCUAGACUACAAUGCCAAGUGGCCACUCCACAAGCUCUUAACACCGGCUGUUCAAGACAAGUAUAACGCAAUCUUCACUUUCCUCCUGGAUGUACGGCGAGCUCAGUACCGCCUGCAACAGCUUUGGAUCAUACAGAUGAGGGCGAAAAACAAUGAAGAUGCUGCAACUUCAGUUUUGCAGUGGGCACUAAGACACCAUAUGAAUCUUCUGAUUGACAAUAUCCAGUAUUAUUUGCAGGUUGAUGUGCUGGAAUCGCAAUACUGGCAGCUGAUUGAGGAGAUUGGGAAGACUCGUGACUAUCAGCACCUGGCUAGCACCCACCACAACUUCUUGGUGUCCAUCACUGCGCAGUGCUUCCUCAACAACCAGAUGGUCAGCAAUGCACUCCAACGACUCUUGAAGCUCAUCCACAACUUCUGUACCAUGAUGGAAACUACAUGGAGCAGCGACAGCAAAAGAAUUCCUCUCUUUGAUUCUACCACCAGCUCGGAGCAGUCAUCCAUUACUGACAGGGCAAAACAGAUUAAGGAGUUCAGUGAAGCCUUCGAACGUGCCGCUGCUCAGCUUUUCUUGAUCCUCUCCAACCUCAAGCUCCAUCAGGGGUCACAGUACACCUCGCAGCUGAUUAUGCGAAUUGAUUAUAACAAGUUUUGCAGCAAGAGUGCCACCGUGAGACGGUUUACUUCACCUCUUGAGGUCGAGUAGUUAUUCAAAAGAAUGGUACUUGUUUCUUGUUGUGUUGCAUAUGUAUAUUUGGUAUCCUAUAUGUAUAAUUAUAAGAAAAAUAAACUAUAUAUGUGA